This is a messenger RNA of Culex pipiens pallens (northern house mosquito), 1259 nucleotides long. It is a transcript of the gene PGRP-LC, whose product is annotated as peptidoglycan-recognition protein SA. The record is from RefSeq and is a predicted model, not a curated record. The transcript is spliced from 3 exons. NCBI's taxonomy places the organism in Eukaryota, Metazoa, Arthropoda, Insecta, Diptera, Culicidae. Gene Ontology annotation, biological process: peptidoglycan catabolic process. Gene Ontology annotation, molecular function: zinc ion binding; N-acetylmuramoyl-L-alanine amidase activity. Bases 150 to 749 code for a protein of 199 amino acids.
UUGCAUGCGACUUACAGUUCCAAUCGUCAACAAGCCGCGAAUGUGAUUGCAUCGUGAAGUAAAUCGGAGCAAUGAGUUGUUACCAUCAUAUUCGUUAAAAUUCAUAAAAAAAGUUAUCCUAAGCUGAGCAGAUAACCAUAGUUUAAAAAAUGGCUAAAAACGACAAUUGUGAGAUCAGUAUGGAUAAUCAAAUUCACUCCAAAGAUCAAGAUGCAGAGUCAGGCAUUUCCAACGAACACAGAGAAUCAAUGAGCAAAGCUGCCGAAUCAAGCCCAUUUGCUGGCGUUCUCGACGUCCUUGCAAGAAACAAACCGAUACUGGACGUACUAUCGUCCCAGUGCGUGGCCAUGACGAGUCGCAUCCAAGGAUUCCACAUGGCACCGGAUUCGAAGAACUUCUCGGACAUUGCGUACAACUUCCUGGUCGGAGCCGACGGAAAUAUCUACGAAGGUCGAGGUUGGGACAAACGAGGUGCUCAUACCAGAGGAUUUAACAAGGACAGUAUCUGCAUCGCAUUCAUCGGAACUUUUAACGACGAGGAAGCUUCGGAACCACAACUAAAAGCCGCCCGUCGACUGAUCGCCAUGGGAGUGGAACAGGGGAUGAUCGACCCACGCUAUCGACUGUACGGACAACGGCAACUGGCGCCGUUUUCAAGCCCUGGCAAAAAGUUGUAUCAGCAGAUUAAAGUAUGGCCAAAUUGGUCGAGCGAACUGGGACCGAGGCACUGGGAAAGUGAGAUGGGAUGAUGCUGUAAUAAUCUGUAUAAAAAAAUAAAAUAAUCUCGAAAAACACACACAAAAGAUUUAAAAAGAUUAUAGCUUAAUAUAAUUCCAUAGCAAUUAUACACGGAAUUUUCAAUUAUAUUUACUGGCAGGAAAUUCACUUAAACUGAAUUCUGUCGAUUAGAGCGUGUUCAGAGAAACUAAAUCUAUCAUACCUUGACAAAACUAAAGCGUUAUUUGACAUCAACUUCAAACAAGCCGAGUUGUGGAAUCUGUUAUAAACAAAACAAUCAACUUCAUAAUUGUUGUGAUAUAAACGAGGUGAACUAAUCACAACAAAACUAUUAAAACUUUAUUAAAAACUGCUUCCAAAAAAUGUUAAAUGUGUUCGGGCAGUGGCCUCAAAGGAAGUGAUCGACGAUGACUUGCUCCUCUCUCUCGAUCCACGUCAGCAUCGACGAGCAUGACAGCUGUCACGCAGUGAGCCAUCGCAGACGAUUCGUGGCAUCGUCAGGGUGGUCCUCCAACAAUAAU